GCAACACUGAUUUUGAUUUUUGAAUAUUCUAUUCAGAUCACUGCAAAGUGUAAAUCACUGCAAUAUCAUACAGGUCGAAAUGUAGAGAGACCACAAGUAGAUCUACCUGUUUCAGAGAUUGAGCAGAUCCUCCUGUAUGUCUUCCUGUAACCCAGCCCGUUCAUCGAUAGCUAUUUUGGAGCACCUCGUCUGCAUUCUCACAGCGCUGAGUAGAAAGGAAACUGAAAAUGACAUCUGAUUCUCCCGACGACUCUGCCAGCAUUGCUUCAGCUCGCUGCAGUUCACCCCCAUUGCCUGUUUCCUUUCAUUCUGUGUCUAUUACGGACAGUGAAACUGUACCGGAGAAGGGCUUGUUCGCGAGGCCAUACGUCCGCUACCUUAUCACAACAAGGUUCAAGAGAUUGUCCGAAACUGACGCUGGACAGGAAGUCCUAUGGCGGCGAUAUCGUGAAUUUGACGCACUCCGACAGAGUUUAAUUGCUGCCUAUCCAUAUGUUAUAGUACCACCAUUGCCGGAGAAAAAGGUGCUAGUUGAUGUUGGGGAUGCAGCAACAGUGCGUGAGAGGUCUAUCUCUUUAGAGGCAUUUUUGGAACGCUGUACAUCUCAUCCUAUCCUGUGUAGAGACUCUUCCUUGUGUACAUUUCUCCUGGAGUCAGUCUCGUUCGACAAGGUUGAACAGCCAGCUGCUAAAUCAAGUGUGGAGACGUCAAUGCUGCUACAGCAAGUAACAAGCACAUUAGUCCCACCUGAUCAACAGUUGCAAGGCAUUGACCAUGUGGCAACCGAGACUUGCAGGUACACAAGGCGGGCUUUGCAACGCAUGCAGAGAAUAUCAGUGCUCCACCAGAGACAAGCUCACUGUAGCUCUGAUACAUCGGAGUGUCUACGGAACUGGAGCAUAAUCGACAAGGACUUAGCAGACCCUCUUGCCAUUGCCAGCGGGAAGUAUGAAAGUUUUGGUGAUAACACGGCAGCUCACUGGAAAUCACAGCUGGAGCUCGUAAGCAGAGUGUUCCAUGACUACAUACAGUACAGCGAGGCACUCAGACACGUUCUUCAGCGUGGUCUCCACGUAACUGCGCUGAUCAGUGGCACUGAGGCAAAUAGUACCAACUACUCCCUUGCCACAUAUUUACUGUCUGGUGGAGCGGAGGCCAAUCGUAGCCCCUCUAUGAAAAAGCACCGCGAGGAAGAGGCUGACGCUGCAAGGAGAACGAUCCUCAUGGAAGUGAAUCGCCUUGAUGACCAGCGGAUUACUGCACAAAGACAGAUGUGGUUGGAAUUUGCUCGUAAAAAUGUACAACAUAUUCGCCAGAUGCUGAACGGCUGGGUGAAAGUCAAGGAAGCAUUUCUACCUAUUGCUCAAGAGCCUAUUGACUAGCGUAUCGCUACUGUAAGCAGUAUGAGCCUCGUCUGUUCCUAACCGAAGUUCUGUGUCUACAUUGAUCUAAUUUAUAUUUCCAAAUAUUCCAAAUUUGCAGUUUUUCCAUACCCAGCAUCUUUUUAGGCAGCACCUCUCGCUCCUCAUCGUCUUGAUUUCCAUAGACGUUUCCCUAUCUUGCUAUGUGUGUGUGUGUUGUGUGUGCGUGCGUGCAUGCGUGUGUGCGUGUGUCCCCUCCCUCCCUCUUUUUCCGAUUGUUUCUUGGUUGAGGCUCCUACCUCUAGCUGUCUUGUACGCAUUCGUGUUUCUGCUACUCUUGAAAAUUCUGCCGUCAUGAAAUUCAUACUAGACAUUUGGGCCAGGCCUUAUUUCUGUCCCAUUUUAGUCAUUGUGGACAAACUACCAUAAUUAUCUGAUUUUUACUCGGUUCCCUUUUGUCACUGGACAUGCCUUUUAUCGCCUUUCUUUUUGUUUUGUUUCGCUGGUACAUAUCCGCUAACCUGUGCUCGCCUCCUACUCUUGCGAGCGUGCGAAAGGUCUCUUUCGAAUGCUUUGCGUAUGUUUACAUGUAGCCAUGCUUCCGUUGCCACAGUAGCUACUUAGUGCA
Sycon ciliatum is the source of this 1989-nucleotide messenger RNA. RefSeq names its product sorting nexin-4-like. The transcript has 15 exons. The record is from RefSeq and is a predicted model, not a curated record. Gene Ontology annotation, biological process: protein transport; positive regulation of autophagosome assembly. NCBI's taxonomy places the organism in Eukaryota, Metazoa, Porifera, Calcarea, Leucosolenida, Sycettidae. Gene Ontology annotation, cellular component: plasma membrane; SNARE complex; early endosome membrane. The coding region runs from base 228 to 1382 and encodes 384 amino acids. Gene Ontology annotation, molecular function: phosphatidylinositol-3-phosphate binding.